Molecule: messenger RNA, 1754 nt
Organism: Oncorhynchus mykiss (rainbow trout)
Lineage: Eukaryota; Metazoa; Chordata; Actinopteri; Salmoniformes; Salmonidae
Product: chromobox protein homolog 7
Biological process (GO): negative regulation of transcription by RNA polymerase II
Cellular component (GO): PRC1 complex
Source: RefSeq, a predicted model, not a curated record
CUGCGUGCGCGGACCCAUGUUCCAGCGUUAGCUCCAGGCUCGAGCUGACAGCGUUGCUUUGGCGCUGUGGAACGAAGAGCGCGCCUAGGACGAGCUUUUGGAAGCACGGGGACGCGCCAAGCAGUGCAGAUGUGUCGCAGAUUUGAGAAGUCACUGUACAUACGGAAAUAUCUGGUACAAGGAAGUGGAAGGGAGAAAUUCAGCUCCAACUUAAACGAAAACAAUGCUCAGUUUGUAGAGGGAGGGUUGGGGGAGGAGAAAACAGCAGUUUUUGAAACGCGACGCGUAGAGACUUGUCAUUGCCUGUAUACAGUUACUUUAUAGCGGAGAGCUAAACUAACAUCAGUUAUUCUCGUUUGUACUGGAUCAAUCUAUUUCAAAGAGCAGGCAGAACGUUCUGUGCUGGACCAAUGGAGCUGUCAGCGAUUGGUGAACAAGUGUUUGCUGUGGAAUCAAUAAUCAAGAAAAGAGUUAGAAAGGGAAACGUGGAAUAUCUGUUGAAGUGGAAGGGAUGGCCACCCAAAUACAGUACAUGGGAACCAGAGGAGCACAUCUUGGACCAGCGUCUGGUGCAGACCUAUGAUGAGAAAGAGCAGAAGGACAGAGCCCUGGGGUACCGGAAGAGAGGACCCAAAGCUAAAAGGCUUCUACUACAGAAUACUAUUUACAACAUGGAUCUCCGGAGCGCCCAUAAGGCCCUAGAGAAACCUCCAGCUCGCCUACGUCUUUCCCUGACUCGCUCACUGGAGUCUGAGGCAGAGGACCCAACCUAUGGGGCCUGUAGACGGAGCCUGCACCCCCGCCUGGCCCAUCGCAAGAACAAACCCAGAAGAUCACAGUUCAUGUGCCUGGCCUCUCCCCCUGGCCCCCCUAACCCCACAAAGGUCCCCACACAUGAUGAUUGGGGAAGGAGAGAAGAGGAAGAUGACAUGGAGGAAGAGGAGGAAACUCGACAGGAGCAGUCGGAGCGAGAGACAGAGAUAUGCAGUGGCAUUCUGAAUGGGCAGGAUAGGGCAGAGGACUGGAGUUCUGUGAUUGGCUCAGACGAAGUGACCGCGUCAGAGCGGUCUGCUGUUUGGAGCCCAGUGAUUGGCCCAGGGGAGGUGACCGUGACUGAUGUCACCAUAAACUCUCUCACAGUGACUUUCAAAGAAGCCCUGGCAGCCAAAGGCUUCUUCAGAGGCUGGGGCUUAGAGUUCUGAAACACACAGCUGCACAAACAGACAAAACCUGGUCGGGGAACAGAAUGAGAGAGAUGGAAAGUGUGGCUCUUGAGUUAUCUUUACACUCUGUUUGGACUGUGUGACCGCUUGUUCUCCUCAUCCCUUUACCCUUCCCUUUCUGGCUGUGUGAUUGACCUCUGUCCACACUAACUUCCUAUUUCAUUCAAUAGGCAUACUGUAGUGUACAGUAUAUACUGACUACAUUGAGAUGGGCAUACACUCCUACAUUGAGCUAUACACAGUAUACUGUAUACCAUAUCCUUCUAUACAAAACAGUUAUUUUUCUGGACUGUUAUUAGAUAAACAUGUGGCUUAGUAGAGUCUUGUGGUGAUUUAGAAAUCCUCUGCAAGAUGGCUUUAUCAGCCUGCAUGCCUUUCUCCUGUCCUCUCUCUGGGUACAUACUGAUACUCAAGACAUUUUGGUGACCCACUAAAGACCUGCGCAACACAUCCAGUGUAAACUAACCUUAAAAGUGGAACCAAAAACCUAUAUAAAAAAACAGACUUAGGAACAGUCUGUUCUUUUCUGAA